AUGUGUAUAACAAUAAGGAUCAUUUUAGCGGUCUUUUUGCCGGCGUCUCUCUUCCUCUCAAUCCUAUUCCCCAAUCCAUCCAAUGGAGUGAGUGGACACACCUCUCCCUUCCGAUACCUGCUAUCGCUCUCAAUCCCGGCUUUCAUCGGUUGGAAGGCUUUAAACAAGAAGUCACUCGACUUGAGUGGUUUCAUCACCUGUAAGACAUAUCAUCACUCAAUUUAUACAAUGGUGUGUGGAUUUGUGCUAACAUUAAGCAAUUAUUGCUUUACGGUAUCACUUCUGGUAUUCUUCGUGAGCUCUUCGAAGGCAACAAAGUAUAAAAGCGAACGAAAGCGCGAAAUAGAAGUGGAUUACAAAGAAGGCGGACAACGGAAUUGGGUUCAAGUGAUCAGCAAUGGAGGUGUGGCCACACUAUUAGCCAUUUUCUAUUUGCUUCAGAAC
Medioppia subpectinata is the source of this 444-nucleotide messenger RNA. The record is from the annotation of a GenBank genome assembly. Lineage: Eukaryota; Metazoa; Arthropoda; Arachnida; Sarcoptiformes; Oppiidae.